CGGGCCGGCAAUGGCGCGGCGGCGCUGAGGGCGCGGGGCGGGAGGCGGCCGGAGGGCGGCGCGGGAGAAAGCAGCGGCGGUGGCUCCAUGGCCCGGGCGCGCUGAGGGACGCGGCUCUCGCCUCAGCCCGGCGGCGGCGGCCGAACAAUGAAGCUCCUGAAACCGACCUGGGUCAACCACAAUGGCAAGCCAAUUUUUUCAGUUGAUAUUCACCCUGACGGGACCAAGUUCGCAACUGGAGGACAAGGACAGGAUUCUGGGAAGGUUGUGAUCUGGAAUAUGUCUCCAGUCCUCCAGGAGGAUGACGAGAAGGAUGAAAAUAUUCCCAAGAUGCUUUGCCAGAUGGACAAUCACUUAGCAUGUGUGAACUGUGUGCGGUGGUCAAACAGUGGGAUGUAUUUAGCUUCUGGGGGAGAUGACAAACUGAUUAUGGUGUGGAAGCGGGCUACGUACAUCGGCCCCAGCACCGUGUUUGGCUCCAGUGGUAAGCUUGCCAAUGUGGAGCAGUGGCGAUGUGUCUCUAUCCUCCGGAGUCACUCAGGCGAUGUGAUGGAUGUAGCAUGGUCUCCCCAUGAUGCCUGGCUGGCCUCGUGCAGCGUGGACAACACUGUCGUCAUCUGGAAUGCUGUGAAGUUCCCAGAAAUUCUAGCUACUCUGAGAGGCCAUUCUGGCUUGGUAAAGGGGUUAACUUGGGACCCUGUUGGUAAAUACAUUGCCUCUCAAGCUGAUGACCGCAGCCUAAAGGUAUGGAGAACGCUGGACUGGCAGUUGGAGACCAGCAUCACCAAGCCUUUUGAUGAGUGUGGAGGGACAACCCAUGUGUUGCGGCUCAGCUGGUCACCUGAUGGGCACUACCUGGUGUCUGCCCACGCCAUGAACAACUCUGGCCCCACUGCCCAGAUCAUUGAACGGGAGGGCUGGAAGACCAACAUGGACUUUGUCGGGCACCGGAAAGCUGUGACUGUCGUGAAAUUCAACCCAAAAAUCUUCAAAAAGAAGCAGAAGAAUGGGAGUUCUGCAAAGCCCAGCUGCCCAUAUUGCUGCUGUGCUGUUGGCAGCAAGGACCGUUCUCUCUCUGUCUGGCUCACGUGUCUGAAACGGCCUUUGGUUGUCAUCCAUGAGCUAUUCGACAAAUCCAUCAUGGAUAUUUCCUGGACUCUGAAUGGGCUGGGCAUCUUGGUGUGCUCCAUGGAUGGCUCUGUGGCAUUCCUAGAUUUCUCCCAGGAUGAGCUCGGAGACCCCUUGAGUGAGGAGGAGAAGAGCCGCAUUCACCAGUCCACAUAUGGCAAGAGCUUGGCCAUCAUGACUGAGGCCCAGCUCUCCACAGCCGUCAUUGAAAACCCAGAGAUGCUCAAAUACCAACGCAGGCAGCAACAACAGCAGCUGGAUCAGAAGAGUGCCUCGGCCAGAGAGACAAGCUCAGCUGCCUCAGUUGCUGGUGUCGUCAAUGGGGAAAGUCUGGAAGACAUUAGGAAGAAUCUUUUGAAGAAACAAGUUGAGACUCGGACAGCAGAUGGUCGCAGAAGAAUCACGCCUCUCUGCAUAGCACAGCUGGACACCGGGGACUUCUCCACGGCAUUCUUUAACAGCAUCCCACUCUCGGGCUCCCUGGCGGGCACCAUGCUCUCCUCUCAUAGCAAUCCACAGCUACUGCCCCUGGACUCCAAUACCCCCAACUCCUUUGGCGCCUCGAAGCCCUCCACAGAGCCUGUGGCUACAACUGGCGCCAGGCCGGCUGGUGAUACUGUCAGUAAGGACAGUGUGAAUGCUACCUCUACUCCUGCUGCAUCGUCACCCUCUGUGUUAACGACCCCGUCCAAGAUUGAACCCAUGAAAGCAUUUGACUCCAGAUUCACGGAGCGGUCCAAAGCCACUCCAGGUGCUCCUGCCUUGACCAGUGUGACUCCAACAGCUGUGGAAAGGUUGAAAGAGCAAAACCUUGUGAAAGAGCUGAGGCCCCGGGACCUCCUGGAGAGCAGCAGUGACAGCGACGAAAAAGUCCCUGUGGCCAAGCCUUCCUCGCUGUCCAAGCGAAAACUGGAGCUUGAGGUGGAAACGGUGGAAAAGAAGAAGAAAGGGCGGCCUCGGAAGGACUCUCGGCUCAUGCCUGUGUCUCUGUCUGUCCAGUCCCCAGCUGCCCUGACCGCAGAGAAGGACGCCGUGUGUUUGUCUGUACCAGCACCUGCACUGAAACUGCCCAUGCCAGGUCCCCAGAGAGCAUUCACUCUCCAGGUGAGCUCCGAUCCCUCCAUGUACAUUGAGGUGGAGAAUGAAGUGACUGCCGUGGGAGGUGUGAAGCUAAGUCGUUUGAAGUGUAACCGGGAAGGGAAGGAGUGGGAGACGGUACUCACCAGCCGGAUCCUCACUGCUGCCGGCAGCUGUGACGUGGUAUGUGUUGCCUGUGAAAAGAGGAUGCUGUCCGUGUUCUCCGCCUGUGGUCGCCGCCUCCUCCCUCCCAUCCUCCUGCCGUCCCCAAUCUCCACUUUGCACUGCACAGGCUCCUACGUCAUGGCGCUCACUGCUGCAGCCACGUUGUCUGUCUGGGAUGUUCACAGACAGGUGGUUGUGGUGAAAGAAGAAUCUCUACACUCCAUCUUGGCAGGAAGUGACAUGACAGUGUCACAGAUCUUGCUGACACAGCAUGGAAUCCCAGUGAUGAACCUGUCUGAUGGGAAGGCAUACUGCUUUAAUCCCUCGCUUUCUACAUGGAACCUGGUUUCUGACAAGCAGGACUCCCUGGCCCAGUGUGCGGACUUCAGGAGCAGCCUGCCUCCCCAGGACGCCAUGCUGUGCUCCGGACCUUUAGCCAUAGUCCAGGGCCGUGCCUCCACUUCAGGAAGACAGGCAGCCCGGCUCUUCUCCGUGCCUCAUGUAGUGCAGCAGGAGACCACCCUGGCCUACCUGGAGAAUCAGGUUGCGGCGGCACUCACCCUGCAGUCCAGCCAUGAGUACCGCCAUUGGCUCCUCCUCUACGCUCGGUACCUUGUGAACGAAGGGUUUGAAUACCGACUCCGAGAAAUAUGCAAGGACUUACUGGGUCCGGUUCACUACUCCACUGGAAGCCAGUGGGAGUCAACGGUAGUGGGUCUGAGGAAGAGAGAGCUGCUGAAGGAGCUGCUGCCAGUCAUCGGGCAGAAUCUCCGCUUUCAGCGCCUCUUUACCGAGUGUCAGGAGCAGCUCGACAUCCUGAGGGACAAGUAGCCUACCCAGGCCUUCCCUGGCUGCAACAAGGGCAGGGCCACACACUCGCCGCUGACAAUGCACAGGGCCACCUCUCACCUCGUCAGACUACAGAAGGACGAGGAGACACUGGCACAAGGUGGGCUGUCCUGUGCCAGCGCUGGCCCAGCUCCCUGGGCGGACUUCCCCCAUAUCCUGGGCCUGUUGCUCCCUCAGAGGGGGGCAGCUCUGCCCGCCACUCAUCCCUCCCUCCAGGACCCCUGUGCAGAGCUGGGGUUGGAGCCCUGCCCUGCUGCCCUGGGGUCAGUGAGGCACUCCCAGGCCUGCCGUUUCCAGCACGGGCCCGAGGUGGACACUAGUCCCUGCCACAGCAGGCAUCGUGCUGCUUCAGCUAUGACGAAUGAGCCAUUUGUGAAAGAGACCCCGGAAAUGUUAGUGUAUUAUGCAGUCAGUAGACUGACCCAAGACCUAGGUAAAAGGAAAGGCUAUUCCAACGUGGACUAUUUUUGUACUAGAAUUUGCUAACUUGUAAUAUGGAAUUUUCCUUUUGGCCAAUAAUCAGGAUUUCCCUAUAAGUCACUUGGACAUUGGUCACUUGUAGGAAAUUUAAACUCUAAUUAUGACAGCUACAUUGAAAAAUAAUUGUACUGAAAUUAACUUGUCUAUCUUCAUUUGGUUUUAAUUUUUAAAUGUUUGUAAAAAGAGACUGUUUUUUGGGGAAUGGGGCAGAGGGGUGGGCGAUUUCUUUUGUAAGUGUAAAAUAAAUGAACACGCAUUGGAUACCAAAUCA
This is a messenger RNA of Mirounga angustirostris (Northern elephant seal), 3970 nucleotides long. Its product is annotated as protein HIRA. The transcript has 25 exons. Gene Ontology annotation, molecular function: protein binding; nucleosome binding. NCBI's taxonomy places the organism in Eukaryota, Metazoa, Chordata, Mammalia, Carnivora, Phocidae. Gene Ontology annotation, biological process: chromatin remodeling; regulation of DNA-templated transcription; DNA-templated transcription. The record is from RefSeq and is a predicted model, not a curated record. Gene Ontology annotation, cellular component: chromatin; nucleus; HIR complex. The coding region runs from base 148 to 3201 and encodes 1017 amino acids.